GCCCACAGCUCCUGAGGGUCCCCAGGGAGAGUCUCCGUAAAGACGUGUCCCAAGCUUUCUGAGCGAGCAUCCCUGAGGUCAGGGGCGCGCGUGUGCGCUCCAGAGAGGGCGGGAGCGGCCUGGAGUGUGGAUGCGCAGGGUGUGCACGCCCUGAGUGCCUAGCGGCCCUUGGCUGGCCAGGCGGCUGGACCUGGUAGGCCGGGUGCAGAGCCCCGGGCACCCUCCUGCCCCCUGCGGCGCUCCCGCCCCCGUCGCCACCCCCUGCCCCCCCGCAAAGUGAUGUCGAAAUAAAAAGCCGCGUUGCGGCCGGUGGGGGAAGAGAGAGGCAGCGUGAGCACAAGGAAGGUAGGAAGGCCAGCGCCGCCGCAGGGGCUCGGUGCUCAAGUCUGUCCGUUGCCUGCCGCCACCUCCAUCCUAGCAGGGCCCCAUCGCCCACCAGGCGGAUAAAAGCAGUCCGCUGAACACCAUGCGGCCGCUCGGCGUGCCGCCCAGGCUCUGCUGGUGAGCGCCGCCACCCCGCGCCCAGGUCCCGCGAGCCCGCCUGCCGCGCACCUCGCCCUGCUCCCAGCUCUGCUCCGGCCCCGUCCGCCCGGGGGCGCCGCCCACCGCGCCUCGCUCGGCUUGAACUCCGGGUUGCUCCAACUCCGAGGGGAAAGGCCCCGCGUUCAGGGCCCCCAUGUGUGGCGGCCGCUUCUUUAUCGGAAAACAAGGAAGGAAAUUCGUUGUUUUGGAAAAAGCCUCCUCUCCCGAGGUUGGGAACAUCUGGUGGUGAGCUCCAGGUCUACGCAGGCACCCCGUACUGGGAUUCGUUUAUGAGCAGGCAGGAUUCGAGAACCAGGGCCGUUGCCGCCUCCACCCAGACCCCGAGCCGCCGCUGCCGGCCAUGGAGGUGGCGCCGGAGCAGCCGCGCUGGAUGGCGCACCCGGCCGUGCUGAAUGCGCAGCACCCCGACUCGCACCACCCGGGCCUGGCGCACAACUACAUGGAACCCGCGCAGCUGCUGCCUCCAGACGAGGUGGACGUCUUCUUCAAUCACCUGGACUCGCAGGGCAACCCCUACUACGCCAACCCGGCUCACGCGCGGGCGCGCGUCUCCUACAGCCCCGCGCACGCCCGCCUGACUGGAGGCCAGAUGUGCCGCCCACACUUGUUGCACAGCCCGGGUUUGCCCUGGCUGGACGGGGGCAAAGCAGCCCUCUCUGCCGCUGCGGCCCACCACCACAACCCGUGGACCGUGAGCCCCUUCUCCAAGACGCCACUGCACCCCUCAGCUGCUGGAGGCCCUGGAGGCCCACUCUCUGUGUACCCAGGGGCUGGGGGUGGGAGCGGGGGAGGCAGCGGGAGCUCAGUGGCCUCCCUCACUCCCACAGCAGCCCACUCUGGCUCCCACCUUUUCGGCUUCCCACCCACGCCACCGAAAGAAGUGUCUCCUGACCCCAGUACCACGGGGGCUGCUUCUCCAGGCUCAUCUUCCGCGGGGGGUAGCGCAGCCCGAGGAGAGGACAAGGACGGCGUCAAGUACCAGGUGUCACUGACGGAGAGCAUGAAGAUGGAAAGUGGCAGUCCCCUGCGCCCAGGCCUAGCCACUAUGGGCACCCAGCCUGCUACACACCACCCCAUCCCCACCUACCCCUCUUAUGUGCCGGCGGCGGCCCACGACUACAGCAGCGGACUCUUCCACCCCGGGGGCUUCCUGGGGGGACCGGCCUCCAGCUUCACCCCUAAGCAGCGCAGCAAGGCGCGUUCCUGUUCAGAAGGCCGGGAGUGCGUCAACUGCGGGGCCACAGCCACCCCUCUCUGGCGGCGGGACGGCACCGGCCACUACCUGUGCAAUGCCUGUGGCCUCUACCACAAAAUGAACGGGCAGAACCGGCCACUCAUCAAGCCCAAGCGAAGACUGUCGGCCGCCAGAAGAGCCGGCACCUGUUGUGCAAAUUGUCAGACGACAACCACCACCUUAUGGCGCCGAAACGCCAACGGGGACCCUGUCUGCAACGCCUGUGGCCUCUACUACAAGCUGCACAAUGUUAACAGGCCACUGACCAUGAAGAAGGAAGGGAUCCAGACUCGGAACCGGAAGAUGUCCAACAAGUCCAAGAAGAGCAAGAAAGGGGCGGAGUGCUUUGAGGAGCUGUCAAAGUGCAUGCAGGAGAAGUCAUCCCCCUUCAGUGCAGCUGCCCUGGCUGGACACAUGGCGCCUGUGGGCCACCUCCCGCCCUUCAGCCACUCCGGACACAUCCUGCCCACUCCGACGCCCAUACACCCCUCCUCGAGCCUCUCCUUCGGCCACCCCCACCCAUCCAGCAUGGUGACCGCUAUGGGCUAGAGAACAGAUGGACGUCGAGGACUGGGCACUCCCAGGAUGAGUGGACCAAACCCUUAGCUGCCCAGCAUUUCCCGAAGACCGACACCACUCCUGCCAGCCUGGCUCGGUCCAGCACCCCUUCCCCUGGAGGGUGCCCAGCAGCCUGCCAGCAGUUACUGUGAAUGUUCCCCACCGCUGAGAGACUGCCUCUGCACCCGGCCGCUGCCCAGGUGGGGUUUCCUGCAUGGACAGUUGUUUGGAGAACAACAAGGACAACUUUAUGGAGAGAAAAGGAGGGGACGGGACAGACGAAGGCAACCAUUUUUAGAAGGAAAAAGGAUUAGGCAAAAAUAAUUUAUUUUGCUCUUGUUUCUAACAAGGACUUGGAGACUUGGUGGUCUGAGCUGUCCCAAGUCCUCUGGUUCUUCCUCGGGACUUGGCGGGUCCACUUGCCGGGGCUCUGGGGGGCAGAUUUGUGGGGACCUCAGCCUGUACCCCCUUCUCCUCUGGCUUCCCUCUCAGAAACAGCCGAACUCCAGGCUGGGCUGAGCCAAAGCCAGAAGGGCCACGGGCCCGGGAGGGUGAGCUGGUGCCUGCUUUGACGGGCCAGGCCCUGGAGGGCAGAGACAAUCACGGGCGGUCCUGCACAGAUUCCCAGGCCAGGGCUGGGUCACAGGAAGGAAACAACAUUUUCUUGAAAGGGGAAACGUCUCCCAGAUCGCUCCCUUGGCUUUGAGGCCGAAGCUGGUGUAACUGUGUCCCCUUAGCGCAAGCCACAGCCCGUCUUGUUUGUCAGGUGGACCCUGUAAAUACAUCCUUUUUCUGCUAACCCUUCAACCCCCUCCCCUCCUACUCUGAGACAAAAGAAAAAAUAUUAAAAAAAAAUGCAUAAGCUUAACUCGCUGAUGAGUUAAUUGUUUUAUUUUUAAACUCUUUUUGGGUCCAGUCGAUUGUACAUAGCCACAGAAGCCCUGCUAUGAAAGGAGUAAACCCUACACACAAGGUUGGAGAUUUGCAAUUGUUUUUGGAAAAGAGCUGGGAUUCCACAGCCCUAGUAUGAAAGCUGGGAAUGGGGGAGGGGCCUUUACUGCCCUUGGUUUCCGGGGGCUGGUUGGCAUUUGCUGGCCUGGCAGGGGGUGAAGGCAGGAGUCGGGGGUAGGUCAGGACCAGGACCCAGGGAGAGGCUGUGUCCCUGCUGGGGUCCCAGGUCCAGCUUUGCUGUGGCUGUCUGGAUCCUUCCCAAGGUACAGCUGUAUAUAAAUGUGUCCCGAGCUUAGAUUCUGUAUGCGGUGAUGGCGGGGUGUGAUGGCCUGCGAGGGGCCCCUGGCCCAGGAGGAGGAUUGUGCUGAUGUAGUGACCAAGUGCAAUAUGGAUGGGCAGUCGCUGCGGGGAGCACCAAGGCCAGAAGUAACUUAUUCUGUACUAGUGUCCGCAUAAGAAAAAGAAUCGGCAGUAUUUUCUGUUUUUAUGUUUUAUUUGGCUUGUUUUAUUUUGGAUUAGUGAACUAAGUUAUUGUUAAUUAUGUACAACAUUUAUAUAUUGUCUGUAAAAAAUGUAUGCUAUCCUCUUAUUCCUUUAAAGCGAGUACUGUUAAGAAUAAUAAAAUACUUUUUGUGAAUGCCC
Molecule: messenger RNA, 3928 nt
Organism: Mandrillus leucophaeus (drill)
Lineage: Eukaryota; Metazoa; Chordata; Mammalia; Primates; Cercopithecidae
Gene: GATA2
Product: GATA binding protein 2
Exons: 7
Coding region: 884-2326 (480 amino acids)
Biological process (GO): positive regulation of angiogenesis; positive regulation of miRNA transcription; cell fate commitment
Cellular component (GO): nucleus
Molecular function (GO): zinc ion binding; DNA-binding transcription factor activity, RNA polymerase II-specific; RNA polymerase II cis-regulatory region sequence-specific DNA binding
Source: RefSeq, a predicted model, not a curated record